Morchella sextelata is the source of this 234-nucleotide messenger RNA. RefSeq lists its product as uncharacterized. NCBI's taxonomy places the organism in Eukaryota, Fungi, Ascomycota, Pezizomycetes, Pezizales, Morchellaceae. The transcript has a single exon. The record is from RefSeq and is a predicted model, not a curated record. Bases 1 to 234 code for a protein of 77 amino acids.
AUGCCAGAUAAUAAAGGUUCCGAUGAAGAAGACGAAGAAGACGAAGAAGAGGAAGAAGACGAAGAAGAAGAAGAAGAAGAAGAGGAAGAAGACGAAGAAGAGGAAGAAGACCAAGAAGAGGAAAAAGACAAAGAAGAGAAAGAGCUGGCAGACGAUGAGAAUAGCGACGAGGAAAGACCAAGAGGAUCUAUAGGCAGUUUUUUCCGGACCCCUGCAGACAGGCAAGCUCCUUGA